This is a messenger RNA of Coturnix japonica (Japanese quail), 815 nucleotides long. The record is from RefSeq and is a predicted model, not a curated record. Lineage: Eukaryota; Metazoa; Chordata; Aves; Galliformes; Phasianidae.
GAACGCAAUGCGGAGAACGCCAUCGAGGCCCUGAAGGAAUACGAGCCGGAGAUGGGCAAGGUGUAUCGCGCCGACCGUCGGGCCGUGCAGCGCAUCAAGGCCAGGGACCUCGUACCCGGGGACAUCGCUGAGGGCACCAACAUCGGGGCAGGCAAAGCCGUGGGCAUCGUGGUGGCGACGGGCGUGAACACAGAGAUUGGGAAGAUCCGCGACGAGAUGGCGGCCACGGAACAGGACAAAACCCCGUUACAGCAGAAACUGGACGAGUUCGGGGAGCAGCUCUCCAAAGUCAUCUCCCUCAUCUGCGUGGCCGUGUGGCUCAUUAACAUCGGGCACUUUAACGACCCCGUACACGGAGGGUCCUGGAUCCGAGGGGCCAUUUACUACUUUAAAAUAGCUGUGGCCCUGGCUGUGGCUGCUAUACCCGAAGGUCUCCCGGCUGUCAUCACCACGUGUCUGGCUUUGGGGACGCGGCGGAUGGCCAAGAAAAAAACGCCAUCCUUUCCCAAUUGAGUCCCAUUGAGUCCAUUGAAUCCCAUCUGCUCCGACAAGACCGGCACCCUCACCACCAACCAGAUGUCUGUCUGCAAGAUGUUCAUAGUGGACAAGGUGGAGGGCGACGUCUGCAGCCUCAAUGAGUUCUCCAUCACCGGAUCCACAUACGCACCCGAGGGCGACGUGCUGAAGCAGGAGAAGCACGUGAAGGCCGGGCAGUACGACGGGCUGGUGGAGCUGGCCACAAUCUGUGCCCUGUGUAACGACUCGUCAUUGGAUUAUAAUGAGGUAUGGACCCAUAGCAACCCAUAGCGACCCAU